UUGACAAGUAUACAAAAUGGAUCAACUUAAAAGUAAAGUGGUAAAUGUGGUCCUCACCAUCCAAGAAGGUAAAGGAAUGGAAUCCAUAAAAAAUUUGACAUUUAUCUCUGCAAUUUUUAAUGGGAGAGUACUAGAAUCGGAUCCGGUAACUGCCGAAGACUGUCCGUCGUUUAACACAAAUUUAAUCUGGGAAAUCGAGAAAAAAGAUUUAAGAAAAAUUAGAAGUUCCAACCAACCAUUGAGGGUAGAAUGUGUGAGUGUCGAUACCCAAAAUCGUAGAGAGAAGUUUGGGCACGUAUUAUUAGACUUGAGAAGUGCUCUAAUUGUGAAAAAUCCAGACGACAAAGUGCCUUUCAAAUGGCAGAAACUGAUUGCGGUACGCAACAAAAAAAGAAAUUGUUUUCCUGAGUUGUACUUGUCGCUGACCAUACGAAAUCAAAUAGAAGUAGCAUGUCAAGAAUCGUUGGAACAGAUCUGGGAAGCCGAACCUAGAAGCGAAGGAGCCAUACCCAUCAAAUACCUCGAAGACGGUUACAUUGCAGUGGGCGACGAACGGCUCUGUUCAGAAGAUUAUUCCUUGAACAUUCUUAUCAAAUCGGCAACCAGCUUGGACCUACUAUUGCCAGAAGUACUAGUCUUUCAAAGCAACAAUAAAUACUGCAUGAGCAUCAAGAUAUUUGGAAUCCCCAUCAGAACCAAACAGUUCUCAAAAGAUCUCCACGACAAAAUCGUUUUCGAAGAGAAGAUCGUGGUACGAUUAUUAUCAAAUGUGGAUAUCUUGCAGCAGUUCUUUGCCGAAGAAAAAUUUGAAGUGGGUUUCAGCUGUGGACAGGACCUUUUGGGAGUGACGACUGUCAGUUUCGACGGUUUAAUAAACACCAAUGAGAAACUUUUGCUGAAUACGUGUUACUUUAGAUUUCCCUCCCCCAAUGGAAUAGUCCCUGUGGGUAAAGACGGUAGGAAGCCUGUCCUAGCACUGGAAAUCUUCUUAGUUCAAAAUCGAGGGAGUAUCUCUGCUUUGAUUGUCGGUGUCAGCACUAGCGCUGAAAAUGUGGAAAACGAUGUGUCUAAAGCGUCAGGUGAUCACGAGGAAGCCAAAGCACAACAGCAGAUUCUCCUGGUUACUGAAGAGCACAUGAAGGAGCUGGAGGAGUGGAAACAGCGACAGAAAGUCGAGUUUGAACAGCAGUUGCACAAAGUAAAGGAAGAAGAGUUAGAGAAAGAGCGCGAAGAGAUGGAGAAAGAACGCGAAGAAUUAGAGCGAGAACGCGAAGAGUUAGAGAAAGGACACCAAGAGUUAGAAAAAGAACGCGAAGAACUCGUAGAGAAAAAAGCGGAUUUGGAUGAGAACAUAAAAAAAUGUAAAGAGUUGCAGGAUGAGCUGCAGGAAAAACUCAACGAGUUGAAGCUGUCGAGAAUUUUGAAGAAAAAGAGCAAGACUUCGGGGAAUAUUCUCGGUGUGAUUGAAGAAAAUCAGAAGAAAUUUGCCGACUGCGACAAGGAGUUGUUGAUCGACUAUAUCAGUAAGCUGCAGUAUGACAAUGAGAAUUUGAAGCAGAUAUUAAAUGAACAAAAACAGGAAGUGGAGAAUAACCAGAGAACCGCUCUGACUAAAGAGCAAACGACUAACCUGCUACAAGAAUUAAAGGGAUUGGAAGAAAAAUUUGAAGUAGCUCAACAGACAAAGACGUAUUUCAAAGAACAGUGGCAAAAAGCGUGUCAAGAAAUCCACAAUUUGAAAGCUGAAGAUUAUCGCCAACUUCAAAACCAACUACGUGAAAGAAGGGAAGAACUUAGUCAACUAGAUCACUUGUGUAUUAUGGAUGAACCAAACGGACUCAUCUCUUUUUGAAUAUUAAAUAAAGAGGAUCAUAUUGCUGAA
Molecule: messenger RNA, 1882 nt
Organism: Zophobas morio
Lineage: Eukaryota; Metazoa; Arthropoda; Insecta; Coleoptera; Tenebrionidae
Product: centrosomal protein of 120 kDa-like
Exons: 1
Coding region: 17-1852 (611 amino acids)
Biological process (GO): positive regulation of centriole elongation; centrosome cycle; interkinetic nuclear migration
Cellular component (GO): centrosome; centriole
Source: RefSeq, a predicted model, not a curated record